CCCUGCCCAGAGCCCUGCAGCACAGCACUCACUGUGCCAGUCAGGCCCUGGGGCCCCGUCUCUGCAUCUCAGGGCACAAUGGCGACUCAGUACUUCACCUACAAGGGUGUCCUCUUCCCCAGCCAGGAUUACUCUCCCGAGACCCUAGACUACAUAGAGAACCAGUUCCAGGUGCGGGACGAUGAUGUCUUCAACAUCACCUACCCCAAAUCAGGCACCAACUGGAUGGUAGAGAUCCUGAGCCUGAUCCGCUGCGACGGGGACCCCAGCUGGGUGCGCAGUGUGCUGAACUGGGAUCGGGCCCCCUGGAUCGAGAGCAAACAGAGGCUGGAGGUGGCCCUUAAGUACCCAUCGCCACGGCUGCUCACCUCCCACCUGCCCCUCCAGCUCUUCCCCAGGUCCUUCCAGGGCUCACGGGCCAAGGUCAUCUACACCCUGCGCAGCCCCAAGGAUGUGCUGACCUCGCUCUACCACUUCUCCAAGGCCCUGCGCCUCUACAAGGACCCCGGGCCUGUGGACGCCCUCCUGCAGCACUUCCUCAGUGGCAGCCUCUCCUUUGGCUCCUGGUUUGACCACGUGGCUGGCUGGCUGGGCCUGCAGGGCCAAGAGAACUUCUUCUACAUCACCUACGAGGAGCUGCAGCAGGACCUCCGGGGCAGUGUGGGGAGGAUCUGCCACUUCCUGGGGAAGGAGCUAAGCGAGCAGCAAAUAUCCUCGGUGGUGGAGAACGCCUCCUUCCAGACCAUGCGGGAGAACCAGAUGUCCAAUGGCUCACAGCUCUCUGACACAAUCAUGGAUCACCAGAAGGGGCAGUUUCUUCGGAAAGGAGUCUGCGGGGACUGGAAGAACCUGCUGUCGGAGGAGCAGAGCCGUCGUGUCGAUGCCAUGUACCGGGAGCGGAUGCAGGGGCUGGGCAUCACCUUCCCCUGGGACUGACACCCACCCCCCCACCACCACCACCCCAGACUCCUCUAUUCAGCCCCACCCCAGAUCUGAGCCUCCACCGCCCUCCCCUGGGGAAACCACCAGCUGCUGGAGUCUGUGAGAGUGCGCAGGGGCCUGGCAGCUCCCCCACAGCCUGCCCCAGAGAGGCAGCUGGUCUGGGUUUGCCUCCCGCCAUCCCCAUCCAGAGCUCUGGGUCCCUCCCCAGCCCCAUUCAGGUCAUCCAUCAGGAACCAGCAGUUAGCUGCUGGCAAAGGCAGAUGGAUCCUGUUUGAACGCAUGUGACAUGCACGGCACAGGGCUGUGGGGUGGGACACGGCACUGAGGCAUCGUCGUCUCUGUUCCUGCCGGCGUGGGCAUGACUGCCAGGCUGGAUCCGGGGGGCAGUAGUGCAGUUGCACCCCCUUAGACUCCUGCUUCCCCCAAACUUUCUAACUGCUGGAAGGGGCAGAGGCGUUUCUGUUCGGGCACCGCCGAGGGAAUGAAUUGAUUUUGUGGCUCAUCUCCCUGAUUCCUGCUAAUCUUUCUCUACUCCACACAUCUGAAUGACCCACUCUCCUUUUCAGUGCUCUUCAUGUUCCUCUAAUCAAAUUAUCAAUUCUCCUGCAAUUCUGCUGCCUGUUCCCCAGUCCUGGGCAUGUCCCUCUUCUACUAUAUUAGUUUUAGCUCUAGUUAAAAACCUGAACUCUGGUGUGGUCCUGUUAACUCAGGCAUAGAAAUGACUGACAGUGAAGGGUUGGAGGCUCUAUCGAGACACUUGAAAGCCUGGAUUUUGUUUUAUGAAUCUACGUAAGAGGUGUAUCUAUUAUUAGAGUGACUACGGGACAAAUGACACCACAUCAUUUUCCACUUUUUGCCCAUUUCUUAUGGGGUUUUUUAAAUUGAAUAUAUAAUCUAGCAAAUUAAUGCACGGACUAAUGAGUGUAUUGUUUUUGGUUUGGUUGUCUAACCCCCAAAGCAUAUUAGGAAAGCUUCUAGUCUAUCUUUAACUGGAGGAAAAUCUGUGCUGUUUUCUUUGUGAGGAUGCACCACACCUCCUGCACCCCACCUGCACUCCUAGAUCUGCCUAUUUGUAACUGUCCUGUGCAAGUGUCCCCAGAGCACCUCCUGCCCCGAGCAGACCCCCAUGGCCCCCCAUGGGAAUUAACUGGGUGGCAUCGGAAGGGCCAGAGAAGCCUGAACCUCACUUCUGGCAGUGGUACCUCCUCUCACGGGAGCCUCCUGCCACCUCACUAUCCUAUGUAGAGGUGCCUGGACCCUCUACCUCCUCCAGCCAGCCACAUAGCAAGGACCCAGGGCUCACAGGUCUCAACAGCUCAGG
Messenger RNA from Alligator sinensis (Chinese alligator), 2263 nucleotides. RefSeq names its product sulfotransferase family cytosolic 2B member 1-like. The transcript is spliced from 6 exons. NCBI's taxonomy places the organism in Eukaryota, Metazoa, Chordata, Crocodylia, Alligatoridae. The record is from RefSeq and is a predicted model, not a curated record. Gene Ontology annotation, biological process: sulfation. Gene Ontology annotation, cellular component: cytoplasm. The coding region runs from base 79 to 936 and encodes 285 amino acids. Gene Ontology annotation, molecular function: sulfotransferase activity.